Molecule: messenger RNA, 2430 nt
Organism: Bombina bombina (fire-bellied toad)
Lineage: Eukaryota; Metazoa; Chordata; Amphibia; Anura; Bombinatoridae
Gene: GTF2E1
Product: general transcription factor IIE subunit 1
Exons: 4
Coding region: 17-1327 (436 amino acids)
Biological process (GO): transcription open complex formation at RNA polymerase II promoter; transcription initiation at RNA polymerase II promoter
Cellular component (GO): transcription factor TFIIE complex
Source: RefSeq, a predicted model, not a curated record
GUGUGUGACAGAAGAGAUGACAGACCCAGAGGUGGUGACAGAAGUUCCAGCGGUACUGAAGCGCCUUGCUAAGUAUGUGGUGCGCGGUUUCUAUGGGCUGGAGCAUGCGCUGGCGCUGGACAUCUUGAUACGUAACCCAUGUGUGAAGGAGGAGGACAUGCUGGAGCUUCUGAAGUUCGACCGCAAGCAGCUGCGCUCUGUGCUCAACACUCUGAGAGGAGACAAGUUUAUCAAGUGCCGCAUGCGAGUGGAGACGGCCACCGAUGGCAAAACCACCCGGCACAACUACUACUUUAUUAACUAUAGACUGCUGGUAAAUGUGGUGAAGUACAAGCUGGAUCACAUGAGGAGAAGGAUUGAGACGGACGAAAGGGACUCCACUAACCGAGCCUCCUUCCGAUGCCCCAACUGCUGCAGCACAUUCACUGACCUAGAGGCCAACCAGCUGUUUGACUCCAUGACAGGCACAUUCCGCUGCACCUUUUGCCAAACUGAGGUGGAAGAGGAUGAGUCGGCGAUGCCCAAAAAGGAUGCGCGGACGCUGGUUGCUCGAUUUAAUGAGCAGAUUGAACCAAUCUAUGCACUGCUGCGUGAGACAGAGGACAUCAACCUGGCCUCCGAAAUCCUGGAGCCGGAGCCAACUGAAAUUCCAGGUCUAAGACAGAGUAAGGAGCGAGCAGCAGCAGCAGCUGGAUCCUCGGGUCCCCAGAGAGAAUUCUGGACGUCCAAGGGUCCAUCGUAUGAAGACCUAUACAAGCAGGAUGUGGUGAUCAGUAUGGAAGAGCAGGAGGACCUCCAGCGAGCAGCUGCAGAGGCCAAGCCGGUCAAAGAGAGACCCAUCUGGCUUAGGGAGAGUACUGUACACCAAGCCUUCAGUGAGACCCCAGAGCUUAAAGAUGGUACGUUGGAUGCAGAUUCCUUCCAAGAACAUGAAGAAAAUCGGACAUUGGAUGAGAAUGAAGAGGUCAUGCAAGCCCUACUGAUCCACGAGAAGAAGAGUGCGGCAAGCGUAGUUAAAUCUUCUCCCACUCCUGCGUCCAACACUGGUGCAGGCAGUGAUUCAGACAGUGAUACCAGCGAGUCAGACCAGGACAGCCCUGCUCCCCGUCAGCCUGUGGAAAGCACUUCCCGUCUCUACAAGGUGGAGGAUGAAGAUGAUGAUGAAUUUGAGGAGGUAGCUGAAGAUCUAAUGGUCACUGUGGGAGGCCGGCCGUACCUUUACAGUGAUGUAAGCCAGCGUCCGGAGCUUGUGGCCCAGAUGACUCCUCAGGAGAAAGAAGCAUAUAUAGCAAUGGGGCAGAAGAUGUUUGAAGAUUUUUAUGAAUGAGUCUUCACUAGGUCUGGAGUCUAGCAUAGAAAGACAGAACAUUAUGAUGCCUGCUAAGCUGUAAGCUCUCCUUACUUUACUAAAGUACCUGCCAGAAGAUCUUGUCUCCAUUCAUCCUAUAGGCACUACCAGAGGGCUGUGCAGUCUUGGUGAAAUGAAGCUAUAACUGGUUCCUGCCCAGUCUAGUUUUAUUUUUAUUUUUUCAUAAAAAGUCCCUUUUAAUCUGAUUUUAAACUGAAUGUUUAGCUUUUUGAUACACAUUUUCUAUUUUAGAGUAUUUCUUAAUAGUUAUUUUAGAUCCCAAUGAAUUUAGCCAACAAGCGUCUUCACACCUGCAGUCCUGAACGACACAGCUCUACCGUAAUAAGUGAUAUCGUUUGUAACUAUGACCCACAGUGUGUUCAGGUUGUGGAGGACAAUUAAUAUUAAGCUGACCACAGUGUUACGGAACAGGUUCUAUCUCACAUUCUGCCAAAGGUUUCCUGCCAAAAAUAUUUGUUCCAUGAAUGUCAAGAGAAACCCAGUUUUGUGACCUUGAUGAGUUCUUCCUUGUUUUUGUCCAUGUCUAGAGGUCACUUUCUCUCUUCCCAUUCCAGUCACAGACGCUAACGUGCUUAGAAGACCAAUGAAUGGGGCCAUUAAAGGCACUGGGAUUUGUGUUACUUAAAGGAAUAGUUUAGUCAAAGUUAAACUCUUAUGAUUCAGACAAAGCAGCAAUUUUAAGCAACUUUCUAAUUUACUCCUAGUAUACAUUUCUUUCAUGUAAUUAACAAGAGUCCAUGAGCUAGUGACGUAUGGGAUAUACAUUCCUACCAGGAGGGGCAAAGUUUCCCAAACCUUAAAAUGCCUAUAAAUACACCCCUCACCACACCCACAAAUCAGUUUUUUAAACUUUGCCUCCAAGGGAGGUGGUGAAGUAAGUUUGUGCUAGAUUCUACGUUGAUAUGCGCUCCGCAGCAAGUUUCCUCUCAGCGUGCAGUGAAUGUCAGAGGGAUGUGAAGAGAGUAUUGCCUAUUGAAUGCAGUGAUCUCCUUCUACGGGGUCUAUUUCAUAAGGUUCUCUGUUAUCGGUCGUAGAGAUUCAUCUCUUACCUCCCUUUUCAG